GAAGGAUGAAGUUGGUGAAUGGAGAGUCGAGGGCUGUGUAGAGAAGAUUAAAACAGCGCGAGCGGGAAUGAGCGGGUUAGAGCAACCGGUCCGGGUCGGACAGUGAGAGAGAGAGAGAGAGAGAGAGAGAGAGAGAGAGUGUGUGUGUGUGUGUGUGUGUGUGUAAGCUCUCAGCACUUGGAGCAGCGUUGUGAAGAUGUGCCGGCUGGAAACGCGGAGUGAGAAAGUGUAAAGGACAGCGGUAAGUGGUUGGUGCAGUGGUGUGCGGGCACAGAUGGCUGAGGUGAUGGAGGGAGGUGCAGCGGGUGCAGUGGUAGCUGUGUCUGGUGCCAGUGUAGACUGGCAGAAGAGAUGUGUGUCCCUCGAGAUGCAGCUUCUCCGCUUCCGGCUGCAAGCGGGCAAAAUCCGACAGCUACUGGCUGAGAAGAUGCAAGAACUUGAGCAAAGAGUGACCGAGUCUGACCAGAGAGCUGAGAAUGCUGAGAAACAGGUACACAUAAUGGAAGAGAAGCUUAAGUCAGCAAAUGUGCUGCCCAGCGAAUCAGAAAGCUCCUUAUACAGAAGAUAUCAAGAGCUGACCAGUCAGAUGCAGGAGAAAGAUGUGAUGAUAAAGAGACUUGAAGCACAGCUGGAAAAACAGAGUUUGGUUCGGGCCCAAGAAGCCAAGAUUAUAGAGGAGAAGGCAGCCAAAAUCAAAGACUGGGUUACAUUCAAGUUAAGAGAGAUGGAAGUGGAGAACCAACAGCUGAAGAUGGUCAAUAUGAAGCAGGCGGAGCAAAUUAUCCAGCAGCAGGACAAGCUUCAAACUCUGUUGGAGAGACCCACAUCCCCUGUUUCUCCCAGGUCUCCAUUGCUGGACGCUCACAUGGUUCCCUCCAGCCCCCUGCAUCCCCCCAGCUGCCCUGGAACUCCCCCUAUACAGGACGAGGGCUGGAAAAUGACAGGCCCACGCAUGCCUGUGUCCAACUUUACAGCAGAUGGUAAGAGGAAAGCAACAGAAAGUUCGGACUCUUCUUUCCAGAGUGCAUCCAAACAUCUGCCUCACCAUGAAAGAAGGGACAGCUCUCUGAAGCCUGGCUUGGACAGAGGCGACACAACCAGCAUUACUGCAGCCACAGACGUGCUGGAGACACCCGUGGCCAUCCCUCGGGAUAAAGGGGUGGGAGGGGGCUCGGACAGAGACCACUCCUCCGAUGAACUCAACAGCAAAUUCCGCUCCCAGCGCCUUCGCUCUUCUUCCUCCUCAUCUUCCUCAUCCUCCUCCACCUAUGAGACCCCUGGCACUGGUGGCUUUGACACACCCACCCCUGCUCCAAAAAGUCCUCUCCCUCUGUGUGUGUCUUCUUCAGCGGGCCGUGGCCCUCUGUCCGGCACCAGUAUGACUCUGCCCAAGGUACGCACCCCGCUGACUCCCAGAGACAGCAUCCAGCUGGUGAAGAAGCACCACAGUCAGCCUCAGCCAGGGCUGGAGCGCCUCCAUCAGGUCAACGUCAGCAUAGAUAUCGGUUCCAGCGCGGUUCUGUUCCGCCGCAGCCAGGCACCGGCCUCUGUAUCGACGCUGGGGGUGGAGGAGACUGACAUUGAUGAAGGACCUUCGGAGAAUAUGAUGGAGGUGGUGGAGGAAGGGUCCACUGCAGGAGCGGUACUUCAUGAUGGAGUCUCGUUUGUGGGCUUGGCAGAGGAGCUGGAGAUGCUGGAUCCAGAGGCUUUGAAACCACCAACACCACCUCUGCACCGCUUUCCCUCAUGGGAGAGCCGUAUCUAUGCAGUGGCGAAGUCUGGCAUGAGGGUGUCAGAGGCCAGUCCUGGAGCCAGGAACACCGGAAGAGUGUCCAUCCUGCCUCAGUACCCUGCAGCCGGUCCUUUUACUCAUCUCAUCUACAAGAACAUCAGUGUUCCAGUCUACUCCACACUUAAAGGGAAAGCUACUCAGAUCAGCAGUGUUCCUCUUCCUGAUGAUGACUCGGGCUCAGAGGAUGAUAGCAGCUCACUGGUCAGUCUUCGCACCUCAGCUGUGGGUCUGGAGAGGAAGGGCAGCACCCCCGGAAGCCCUCGUGCUGUAAAGAGAGGAGUGUCCAUGUCCUCUAUCAGUUCAGAGAGUGAUUAUGCCAUCCCUCCAGAUGCCUACUCACUGGACAGUGACUACUCUGAGCCUGAGCAGAAAGUGCAGCGUACUUCAUCGUACUCCUGCGAGAGCGUGGGGCCUGAGACUCUGGAGAAGUCAGGCUACCUGCUGAAGAUGGGCAGCCAGGUGAAGGCAUGGAAGCGACGCUGGUUCAUCCUGAGGAAUGGAGAGAUCCUGUAUUAUAAAUCUCCAAGUGACGUGAUCCGGAAGCCUCAGGGCCAUAUUGAGCUGAACUCUUCCUGUCGUAUAGCCCGUGGAGAGGGGGCUCAGACAUUCCAGUUAAUCACAGAGAAGAAGACGUUCUACCUGACUGCAGACUCCCCCAACAUCCUGGAGGAGUGGAUCCGAGUUCUCCAGAACAUUCUUAAAGUCCAGGCCAGCGGGCCAAUCUUGGUGGAGAUUCAAGCCAAGCCCACAGUACGCGGCUGGCUGACUAAGGUCAGACAUGGUCAUUCCAAGCUUGUGUGGUGCACUUUAACUGGGAAGGUUUUCUACUACUACCGCAACCAGGAUGACAAGUUCCCUCUAGGUCAGAUCCGUGUGCGAGAGGCACGAGUGGAGGAGGUGGACAGGUCAUGUGACUCCGAUGAAGACUAUGAGGCAGGUGGGCGCGGCUUCCUCUCUUCUCACUGUACACUGGUGGUUCAUCCCAAGGAGCAAAGCCCCACCUACCUGCUUAUUGGCACCAAGCAAGAAAAGGACACCUGGCUGUACCAUCUGACUGUGGCAGCAGGAAGUUGUCCCAGCCUGAAAGUGGGCACAGAGUAUGAGCAGCUGAUUGGCAAGCUGCUGGAUGUAGACGGAGACUCAGACUCUCCACUGUGGAAACAUGAGGUUCUGUGCUACAGUAGGGACGGACUGCAAUCCCCACUGACCACUCUGCCCUCAGAAGCCCUUCAAACAGAGGCACUCAAACUCUUUAAGUCAUUUCAGCUGUUCAUAAAUGUGCUGGUGGAGGCGCCUUCCAUAGACUACCACACGUCUCUGGCCCAGAGUGCAUUGCAGGUGUGUCUGACCCACCCCGAGCUGCAGAAUGAGAUGUACUGCCAGCUGAUCAAGCAGACCAACUGCCGCACGCCCAACAACUACUCUCUCACACAGUGCUGGCAGCUGUUGUCCGUAUGUGUGGCCCUCUUCCUGCCCCAGCAUCGCUUCCUGUGGUACCUGAGACAGUACCUGCAGAGAAACGCUGAUCCCAAGAGUGAGGUAGGGAAGUAUGCAGUGUACUGUCAGCGGUCAGUGGAGAGAGCUCUGCAGAAUGGAGAGAGAGAGGCCAAGCCGUCUCGUAUGGAGAUCGUGUCUAUUCUGCUGAGGAACCCUUAUCAUCACUCGCUGCCCUUCAGCAUACCCGUUCAUUUUAUGAACAACACCUACCAGGUAGUGGGGUUUGAUGGUUCCACCACAGUGGAGGAGUUCGUCAACACGCUGAAUCAGAGAGCGGGCAUGAGGAAGCCUCAGCUCUCCGGCUUCGCGCUCUUUACUGACGACCCUUCAGGAAAAGACCUGGAGCACUGCCUGCAGCCUGCUGCCAAGAUCUGUGAUGUGAUCUCAAAGUGGGAACAGGCCUUGAAAGAACUGCAGCCUGGGAAAUAUGAGGGAACACGCAUUGUUCGCUUAACAUACAAAAGCAGGCUGUGGUUCCGAGCACAGGCGAAAGGAGAAACGGAGAGAGAGCGCCUGCUGCUGGCGUAUCAAGUGAAUGAAGAGGUGCACCAAGGCCACUUUCCUGUUAAUAAAGAGCUGGCACUGGAAGUGGCUGCUCUGAUGGCCCAGGUGGAACAUGGCGACUUGGACCGAGCUCCUGCAUCUCCCAGCGCUUCUCCUGCAUCUCCACAGUCUAAAACCCAGCAGAUACUGCUGCAGGUUCUGGAACGCUUCUAUCCAAAACGCUACAAACAGGACUACAGUGUGGAACAGCUGAGGGAGCUGGCUGAGCGUCUGGCUGCUAAGUGGUCUGUUCUGCGGGGGUGCACUGCUUCAGAAUGUGUGAGGAUCUAUUUGACUGUGGCUCGCAAAUGGCCCCUGUUUGGAGCCAAGCUAUUCAGCGCCAAACCGCUGCCUCCCUCCACGCUACAGCAGACGCAGGUGUGGCUUGCUGUGAGCGAGGACGGGCUAAAUGUGUUAGAUUAUUCCAUGCACCUGUUGGUCACAUACCCCUACCAGUCAGUGAUCACCUUUGGAGGGUGCAAAGAAGACUUCAUGGUGGUGGUCAGUCAGACUAAAGACCAGGCUUUGGGGAAGAGGACCGUGGACAAGCUUGGAUUUGCGAUGGCUAAACCAAAGAUCUUGGAACUGACUCUGCUGAUGGCCAGCUACAUCAACUACUGGACGGCAGGCAUUCCAGCUGCCGGAGGUCAGAUGCAGCCCUCCCGAGGAGACAGGAAGCUGUGGGACAUCGAUAGCAGACAUUUCCCCUCAAUGACAUACACAACCAAAGGCCCCACACUUCUUUGAGGGAUCAGCAGUGCCCGAUAACAGACACUCUAAACUUGUACACAGGGUACAGAGAGAGCUAAAGCCAAGCCUUGCGCAAACACCCUCUGGUGGUCAUGGUGGUCUAUAUGCAGGAUUUGCAUUGGCACAGACCCUUUGACUUCUGAGUGGGAAGUUGGAUGAAAAGGCAACACAUGAAUUAUUUUUCAUCAUUCAUCACAUAAAAAAGAUCAAAUACUUGCCAAUGAAGGACAAGCAGUCCUUUUAUUUAUAAGCUACACAUUCUUUGGACCGUUACUGUGAGCUGCUCUGCGAGUGGGAUUUCAGGGUCAUGCAGCCACUCUACUUCUCGCUUCUUUGCUCAGUUAAGAUGGAAAAGAGGCUUUGCCAGUGCUUGAAAAUGGAGAAUGUGGAAGACUAAGAAAAGGUACUUUGCUUAAAAUAUUGACUGAAGCACAAAGGAAGAAGGCCUUACCUUGAAAGUAUGUAAACGAAUGCCUUCAAUCCAGGCUCUAGUUGGAUUUCUGUGGCUUUUUUUAAGUCCUGCCAUGACUUCUGUUUUGUUACUUUUUUCUUAGUCUAUGUUUUAUUUUCUAUUAUUUUUAUGUUGCAGAGUCUGUCUCAAAGUUUGUUGAAACUUUUGUUUAGUUAUAGUGUAGAAAUUUCAGGUACAAUAUUUAUGUGCCGCUUAAUUAGGUCUGUCAUGCUAACAAUUUAUUUUGGAUGAUUUAUUGUCCCAGAAUGUUUUGCUGUAAACUAUCAUUUUCAUUUGAAGACCAUUUUUGCCACUGAUAAAAUAAUAAAACAAAAGCAGUAGAAUGCAAGUAUGCCCUUUAAAACAGCAUUAAAAACAAAUAUAAUUUUAAACAUUUUAAUUUCAAUAUCCCAAAUAAUUAAAACCUGCUUUUAAACAAAGUUCACAUAUUGACUUACUGAUAUUAAUGGGCUCUCUUUGAUAAGUAAACACAAUGGGGAUUAUUAUGGUCAGCAAAAAAUAUUGUGGUAAUGUAAAUCGAUCACGUAAAUAUUGUGACAGGCCUACACUUAAUAAGAAAACUCAGCAUUUAAUUCCUGACUAUGCUGAGAGUAUUGGUGCUUUUGGAGUGAUGCCAUAGAGGAACCAUUUGUGUGAAAGUGUGUAAAUGUAAAGGACAUUUACAUCCACUGCUUUAAACUUUCUCUACACAUAUAUAUAUAUAUAUAUAUAUAUAUAUAUAUAUAUAUAUAUAUAUAUAUAUAGGUUUUACAAAAUUCUUACUAUUAGGUAUCACUUAAACAGCCCUUUGUAGUUCCUUUAUUUUUUAAUGACAUUAUGCCAUUAUUGUUAAUAUAAUACAUUUGACAGCUUUCCUGAUUUUUGGUUGUGACAGCUUUAGGCUAAUUUUUGCUCAAUGCUAAAUGGAGCCUUCAGUCUGUACUCUGUAUUCAGUUGUUUCAUAUUUGUACACAUUCUCUGAAAGCGGAUAUGGAUACAGACGGAAACAGCAGCACCACUGGGAAUCACGGGGGCAGUGUAGCCAAUGGUUCACAUUCAACCACUGCCACAUGGACACAACAAAAAGGAAACUCUGGCAGAAAAGAAAGUUAGGAUGGAAAGUUUUACACCUCUCACAGACGUUUAUGAUGUCUUUUUUGUCAUUAUUUUAUUUUGUACUUGUACAUUAUCAUGACUUAUUCCAGUGUCUCUAUGCUGGAUGGUGUCAGAAAAUUUGAAGUAUGUGUGCAGUGACCAUUACAAGACAAAUUCAUUUUUGUAUGUAAAAGGAGUGUAAAUGAGCCUUAAGAACUAUACAAAAUAUUUUAAUAAAGACAGACAUUUUAAUUAAAACAGCAUGGGGAUUUGACAGAAUUCAAAUAACAAAUUUUGCAGCUAGAUAAGUUCAAUUUCUGAUAUAAAUUAAUUAUAUACAGCUAGUUGGUUUAAUGAUAUGAACAAAUUAAUGUUUUUCUAAUAAAUAAAUAAAUAAACAUGUACAGUAUAUUACAUAUUUUUGCCUGGAACUGACUUAAACCUAAUCAGCUUCUUUGGUCAUACUGUCCAAACCAUGCAGUGGAAAAAUCAUAGAUUUCAGAAUUUGUCACAGUCUUAAAUCAGACAUGUUUGGACAUGUGAUGGCAUCUGUUAACAGAGCUGUAGUGUAGAGCUUCUAAAUGAAUUUCAAUGUUAGGUAGAUAACAGGAUGUAUUACAGCAUUCUGUGAUGAUACACAGUGUCUUAAGAAGAUGACUAAUGUAGACGGGAAUCAGAUCAAAAUGUUUUGAUUGACUUGAAUUCUUUUAUGGAACAAACCACUGUCUGAGUUUUAGAUAUUUAUUUAGUUUUCUUAUUAUUGCUGUUUUUUUUUGUCUCAGCCAGUCUGCAAAUAGUUUCUUAAAUGUUCUGAGAAGCUUAGGAAGAACCACCUCAUUUGCUCAUGUCAGAUUUAGGUUGUACAUGGACAGAAACAGAGAAACGUGCUGUGAAGGCACCAAAUCUUCCAUGCGUUAAUGGAUGUAUGUUGAAAUAAAAGGUACAACAUGGCCA
Molecule: messenger RNA, 7082 nt
Organism: Astyanax mexicanus (Mexican tetra)
Lineage: Eukaryota; Metazoa; Chordata; Actinopteri; Characiformes; Acestrorhamphidae
Gene: plekhh1
Product: pleckstrin homology domain containing, family H (with MyTH4 domain) member 1
Exons: 30
Coding region: 275-4579 (1434 amino acids)
Cellular component (GO): cytoskeleton
Source: RefSeq, a predicted model, not a curated record